This is a messenger RNA of Physcomitrium patens, 678 nucleotides long. Lineage: Eukaryota; Viridiplantae; Streptophyta; Bryopsida; Funariales; Funariaceae. The record is from RefSeq and is a predicted model, not a curated record.
AUGAAAAAUGAACCAAUUCUUGAUCUGUUUUUGCUACAGAAAAGUCAAAAAUUAUACAACUUAAAUAAGAAAUUGAAGCCACAAGUUCAAAAAUUGAUCCCUGUCAUCUUCUGCCACGGCGGUGGAUUUGUCUUCUUCAUUCCCAACUUUGUGUGCUACAACACAUUUUGUCGACGUCUGGCUCGCAAGUGCCAUGCACUAGCGAACUCUGUGCACUACAGGAGAGAGUUGCUAACGAGUUUUUUGAAUUCAAUCACAUGUUUCAAAUCGUUUGUGCAAGUUACAAGUAUUCCUCUGACGAGUAUGUGUGGGUACAAACGAGCACUGGAGCACAAAUUCCUCGUCACCUAUGAUGAUUGCUUCACUGCACUGGAGUGGCUUCAAUCUGGACAAGCAACUCAGUACCUUCCUUGGAGCAUCGACCCCCCAUGUACUGACUUGUCAAGAGUUUAUCUCUGUAGCGACAGCGCGGGUGGCAACAUUGUGCACCACAUUGCAAUUCAAGCAUCCGAGACGGAUAUCAGUUCAUUGUGCAUUAAAGGCCUGAUGCUGCUCAGUCCGCUCUUUGGUGGGCAGGAAAGGAUCCCGGCCGGAAUUCGCGUGAGAAACGUCCCUGUGGUGUCAAUGAAGAGAUUAGACUUUAGCGCGCUUACUUUUCACAUUCCACAUUGCAGCUAG